GCGAGAGAAGCAGUGAUUGAAGCAGAGCCGAGCGGCGGUGGUGAAGACGGCCAUCUUAGAGCUGCCGCGGUCACCGACAUCUACCUUUUUUGGGGGAGGAUUUCUACUUUUCCUGUCAGAGAAGCUAUACGCGGGGAGAAGGCUGCGUUUGACUUCGCUGAGGUUUAACUCGAGGUCGGGAUGCGGUUCCUGGGGAAUAAACAGCUAGCAUCCGCUGUCGGACUGGUCCUCGGACUAUUAUGUGCGGUGAAGGCAGCUAAAGUUAAUAAGCACAAACCGUGGAUCGAGACGACGUACCACGGGAUCGUGACGGAAAACGAUGACAAAGUUCUCCUGGACCCUCCACUCAUCGCCCUCGACAAGGACGCUCCGUUACGCUACGCAGAAAGUUUUGAGGUGACCCUCACCAAAGAAGGUGAGAUUUGCGGCUUCAGGAUCCAUGGUCAGAAUGUUCCUUUUGAGGCUGUGGUUCUGGACAAAUCCACUGGAGAAGGAGUUAUCAGGGCUAAGGACAAGCUGGACUGUGAGCUGCAGAAAGAGCACACCUUCACCAUCCAAGCCUACGACUGUGGAGAGGGUCCUGAUGGAGCCAACAUGAAGAAAUCCCACAAGGCGACUGUCCACAUUCAAGUGAAUGACAUCAACGAGUACUCCCCAGUGUUCAAGGAGAAGACCUACAAAGCCACCGUUCUUGAGGGAAAGAAAUACGACAGCAUCUUGAAGGUGGAGGCAGUGGAUGCUGACUGCUCCUUCCAGUUCAGCCAAAUCUGCAAUUAUGAGAUUGUGACACCCGACGUGCCCUUCACCAUUGACAAAGACGGUUUCAUCAAGAACACGGAGAAACUGAGCUACGGCAAGGAGCACAUGUAUAAGUUGACCGUGACCGCCUACGACUGCGGAAAGAACCGGGCCUCUGAGGAUGUUCUGGUCAAAAUCAGUGUCAAGCCCACCUGCAAACCCAGUUGGCAAGGCUUCAAUAAGAGGAUUGAGUAUGAGCCAGGCACAGGAAGUCUGGCCCUUUUUCCCAGCAUGCACUUGGAGACUUGUGAUGAGCCAGUCUCCUCAAUCAGAGCCAGUGUUGAACUAGAAACAAACCACAUUGGGAAAGGCUGCGACCGUGACACCUACUCUGAGAAGUCUCUGCACAAGUUGUGCGGGGCUACUUCUGGUACUGUGGAGCUCCUUCCAGCGCCCAGCAGCUCCGCCAACUGGACAAUAGGACUGCCCACCGACAAUGGCCACGACAGCGACCAGGUGUUUGAGUUCAAUGGCACCCAGGCCAUCAAGGUUCCUAAUGGUGUAGUGAGCACCAACCUGAAGGAGCCAUUCACCAUCUCCGUGUGGAUGAGACACGGCCCCGGCGCCCACGAGAAGGAGACUAUCCUCUGCAACUCUGAUAAAACUGACAUGAACAGACACCAUUACUCGCUCUACGUCCACAACUGCAGGCUUAUCUUUUUGCUGCGCCAGGACCCAAGUGAGGCAGAGACCUACAAACCAGCAGAGUUUCACUGGAAGCUCGACCAGGUAUGUGACAAAGAAUGGCAUCACUACGUUCUCAACGUGGAGUUCCCCACUGCUUCUCUCUUUGUGGACGGAACAACCUUCGAGCCCUUCCUAGUCACAGAGGACUACCCGCUGCACGCCACCAAGAUCGAAACUCAGCUCACCAUUGGUGCCUGCUGGCAAGAAAACUCAGGACAUGACAAUGAAACUGAGACGGCCCCUGAGCCCACCUCAGGUGGAAACGCCCGGAUGGCUCAGUUUUUCCGAGGGAAUCUGGCCGGGUUGAUCAUUCGCUCUGGUAAACUGGAGAACAAAAAAGUGAUUGACUGCUUGUAUACCUGCAAAGAAGGACUGGAUGUGCAGCUGCCGGAGGAGGUGGCAUCGUCUGUCAAGGUUGAAUUCAACCCGAACCAGUCCUCCCUGACCGUGGAAGGGGAAGACAUUGAUGCCUUUGACAAAGUCAUGCAGCAUAUCUCCUACUUGAACUCCCGUCAGUUCCCGACGCCAGGCAUCAGGCAUCUUCGAGUCGCCACCACGGUCAAAUGCUUCAACGAGGACGCCUGCGUGUCCGUGCCUGAUGCUGAAGGUUAUGUGAUGGUGCUGCAGCCAGAGGAGCCAAAGAUCAGCCUCAGCGGCAUCGACCACUUCGCCCGCAGCGCCGCUGAGUUUGAGAGUCAGGAAGGAGUGACACUCUUCCCCGAGCUGCGUAUUGUGAGCACCAUCACGCGUGAAGUAGAGGCCGACACCGAGCCCGAAGCUGCAGACGGAGCGGACGAUGACCCCACAGUGCAAGAGACUGUGGUGUCGGAGGAGAUCAUGCACAACUUGGACUUUUGUGAGGUCUCUGUGAUGGGAGAAGAACUGGAUGGAGAGCACGAGAGCCUGGAGAUGGACCCGUCUCAGCUGCAGCAGCGUGCCUUAGAAAUGAGCUCCUCCAACCUGGGCCUCAUCAUCACCGGUGUGAACACCAUGGCCAACUAUGAGCAGGUCCUGCACCUGAUCCGUUACAAGAACUGGCACACCGAAGCUCUGUUCGACAGGAAGUUCAAGCUGGUCUGCUCUGAGCUCAACGGUCGCUAUAUCAGCAACGACUUCAAGGUUGAGGUGAAUGUGAUCCACACAGCUGUUCCUGUGGAGCACGCCAACAACGCCAUGGUGCAGCCCAGCUUCAUCAACCCCGUCCACCAUGCCUCUGUGGAUCUGUCAGGACACAACCUGGUGAACGCUCACCAGGCGUCAGUGGUUCCCAGUGCUGCCACCGUUGUCAUCGUGGUGUGCGUCAGCUUCCUGGUGUUCAUGAUUGUUCUUGGCGUCUUCCGCAUCCGAGCAGCACAUCAACGCACCAUGAGAGACCAGGAGAACGGCAAGGAGAAUGAGAUGGACUGGGAUGAUUCUGCCCUCACCAUCACCGUUAACCCCAUGGAGACCUACGAGGACCAGCACAGCAGUGAGGAGGAGGAGGAAGAGGAGGAGGAGAGUGAGGACGGGGAGGAGGAAGAUGACAUCACGAGCGCUGAGUCAGAUACCAGCGAGGACGAAGAGGGCGGCGAGCCGGAGGACAAGCAGGGAGCGAGCAGACAGCAGCAGCUGGAGUGGGAUGACUCCACCCUCACCUACUGAAACGCCAAACGCGCUCUGACACACACAUCACCCCCCUGACACCUCCACUGCUUCGCACACAGCGCCUCCUACAGUUUCAUGUCAAACAGCCAUGAGAUAUUUAUAUAUA
Molecule: messenger RNA, 3235 nt
Organism: Oryzias latipes (Japanese medaka)
Lineage: Eukaryota; Metazoa; Chordata; Actinopteri; Beloniformes; Adrianichthyidae
Gene: clstn1
Product: calsyntenin 1
Biological process (GO): positive regulation of synapse assembly; homophilic cell-cell adhesion; positive regulation of synaptic transmission
Cellular component (GO): postsynaptic membrane; cell surface
Molecular function (GO): calcium ion binding
Source: RefSeq, a predicted model, not a curated record